GCCCUCCCCUUGAAGUAACACGCGGGCCUGGUUUAGCCAAUCACCGCGCGGCGUUCAAGUAGACUGUUCGCCAAACUUUGCUGCUUCUCUGCCACUUUCAUUUGUGUUUUCCGACUUGGUUUCGCCAACGUCAUUUCUUCGGCACCUGUUUUCGCGAUGCUGCCGGCCCGAGCGGCCCGGAUUCCGCUCCAUGUUGGCACUUGGGUCCGAGCGAGGUAGUGGUGAGGAGGAAAAGGACGAGGAAAAGAUGUUUGGAUGGCGCGUGUCCAUCGCGGUGACGCUGGGCCUUCUUUGGUACUUGACCGAGUCGGGUCGAACUCUGGCUCAAUAUUUUGUCUGCUUCUUCUUUUUUUGCCUUUCUGCGCCGCUUUUGCUGGCCAACAGCGGCCGGGAGAGCAGCACGCAAACCGACGACGACCCUCUCCAGGAGACUCUUGAUGAACGCUUGAGUAGCGACUUAACUGCAGAAGGUAACGAUGACGACGCCGGGGGCUCUCUGGGGCGCCGCUAUCCUCAUGUCAAAAGAUCCCUGCAGCAUGUGUUCCACUGUGCCUACGCGCGACUGGUGUUGCCGUGGUAUGACGUUCCCGAGCCGUGUGAGCGGCAGCCGUUGCGCCGGGCGCUGGGCGAGGAGUUUGACUAUGUCAUCGACAGCAUUAUCCAGCUCACGCGGGACUUGGAUGUGUGCCAAACGGUGGUGGGCUCCAUUCGCAUUCUUACGCAGCACUUGCACGACGCCAAGCAACCUGACAGAGAGCCUUUGUUGAGCUGCCGCACCGAGGAGAUGGCGUUGCUCCGUGAGCUCUCGGACGCUCUGGUACGGAACCUGCUGCCUGAACACCUGUGGUGCCAGCAAAUGGCCCGCUGUGCCCUAAGUGAGAUUGUUGCUUUAAAGGGUUUGGGCCUGUUGGUGACAUGGCUGUCUGACCCUGACAACCUGAACCAGCUGGUGGUGAGCCAGCUUGACAGCGUCUCAACUAAAGGUUCGACAGAAGAGCUAUGCGCUUCUGACCCAGACCAAAUCUCUCUGGCUUCGCAGGAGGACGACACCGCUCAAGUGAACUUGGAGGGAGUGGAAGUAUCCACCAGCACCAGGAUUAAGGGCAAAGCCAAAGGCAACAAAUUCAAGGCGGGCUGGUCAAAAUUUGUGGACAAGAUGAAGACCAAGAAGGCCAAGAAGAAAAAGAUGAAAAAGCUGGAGCGGGAGCUGGUGAUGAGGAUCAUAGCGGCCCAGGGAGACGCGGCCAACGAGGACGAGGCCAGCAGCCGGGAGGGCUCCGUGCACAGCCAGCACGACUCCGACCGGGAGGACAGCGAUCUGGAGAACUACCUGACAAGCGUCCAAGAGGACAUGAUGGAAUUCAAGCUGUCUUAUGAAAUGUGGCGCGUCGGCCGCUGGGCUGUCAGCAUCCCUCAUGCUGGGUGGGAAAAUGAGGAGCUAAUCUUCACAGUUCACCUGGAGGAGAGGGACAGCCCUGAAAACUUCCAGUGGGACAUCAAGAAGAAAUACACAGAUGUCAUUUAUUUCAGAAACAGGUGGCAGGACUCCACCAGCUUGCCCAUGAUCUUGGAGGUCAAUGAGCUUGAGGUCAAUGACGAGGCUAAAGAAGCAGCAAAAGUUUCCGUGGAGCACUUCCUUCAGGAAUUAAUUUGUGACACGCUAAUUGGACACACGCAACCGGUGUUCCAGUUUCUGUGUCCACUGGACAAGCUGCUCAAUGAAGAGCAGCAUUACGGAGGCGUGUGGGGCCUGUUGAGCGGGUUGGCUUACUUCUUGACACCUGGACAAGAGGACGAAGAGAGCUCUACUCCGCCGACAGAAGCCUCCAAAGAAAUCAUCACAUCCGCAGAAGGUUCAGAGAACUUCCCCAGCUCCUCUGAGACGAGCUGCGUCGUUGGCAGCGUUUCACUUCCCACCAUCGUUAUAACCUCCUGUGAGACGCCCGAGGGAGACGACGAGGAAACCGAAAAGGAGCCGCGCCCAUGUUUCAACUCAGACUCUCCCAUUGGAAGCUGUGCCCAGGAAAAGGGGGAGGAUUCCGAAAAUCCCUUAACGCACUUUAAAAUGAUCCUCAGGGGACUAACCCGAUCCAGAUCGCAGGAGUCUCUGGCCUCUCUCAAAAACCACAGCGACGAGGACGCAUCCCAGUUGGAGUACGCGUCGCCAAGCUGCAGCCGCGAAGGAGGCCUUCAUGGGGAGGAUGCCACCAAUGGCCCGUCGUGGUUGCACUUCAAUGCCAGGACUAAGAAAGAGAAGACAAGCCCCAGGUUGUCCUGCGGGACUAACAAAUCCAAAGGGAAGGAGCAGGUGGUCCCGGCCAAGGGGGAUGAGGCCAGGAGUCAAGGCACCUGGGAGCAGCUUGAGGCCACCAAAGCCAUUUUUGAUCUGCUCAAAGAAAUUUCAGGAAACUCCAUUCUCAUUAACAUAUUUGACGCCAUUUUGAAACCCGUCAUGCCCAUUUUGAAAAAGAAAGUCAACUCCUUCUUGAACAAGAUGAACCCGAGCGAGGAGCAGAUGGCGGGGUACAUCCAAACCCUGUGUGACAAAGCGUGGCCGCAGACCCCAGCGGCCGCUUCUCCUUCAGCGCCGCCGCCGCCUCCUCGUACGGAUGACGAGAAAAGCGAGACCCGCGAGCGAGCGCACAACCUCAUCAGCACUCGAUAUUCGCACUAUCUGGUCCUCAAGAAGACGGACAUGGAGAACGUUUUUAACCUCUUUCAGGACGCUGAGAAAAACAAGGCCCUUGUUUAUAUGCUGCUGUCAUUCCUCCUGCGAGAAUUAUUCCCUCACGAGCAUUCCCUGACCCGGAGUGCUGCCGCGCUGCAGAACGUGACCAACCUCAUCACCUGAUCUGUGAAUUUUAUUUUAAUGCAGUUUUUUUUUUUGGUAUAUAUAUAUCAUGUAUAAUUAUUUAUUAAUCACCGUGAAAUGCCUUAAACUUUCAAACCACCUCAGCGCCAGUCAGCAAUUUCUGAUUGUUUUUUUUUCUUUUUCCUUUUACCUCAAAUUAAACAUGAAUGAGAAUUUUGAUUCAGAUUUUGUUUUAAAUGACUAAUCGUUAUUUUUGUGUGGAGGGG
Hippocampus comes (tiger tail seahorse) is the source of this 3078-nucleotide messenger RNA. RefSeq lists its product as uncharacterized. Gene Ontology annotation, cellular component: endosome. The record is from RefSeq and is a predicted model, not a curated record. The transcript is spliced from 18 exons. Gene Ontology annotation, molecular function: phosphatidylinositol binding. NCBI's taxonomy places the organism in Eukaryota, Metazoa, Chordata, Actinopteri, Syngnathiformes, Syngnathidae. The coding region runs from base 191 to 2851 and encodes 886 amino acids.